AUGGCGUCAUCGGCUCAAAAGCAACUCCCAAUGCUCUUCCUAGUUUACGUCCUUCUCUUGCUUAUUUUUAUGCAAGAAGUGCCUCAUCCUGCUUCACCCAACAGCUCGCCUCUGAUGGCCGUCGCUCUUUCCAAGAGCGAAACGAGAGAUGAAGAAGUGAAGGCACUCCUAAAGUGGAAAUCUAAGCUCGAUGAAGAGAGCCGCUCUAUUUUGUCCUCGUGGAAUGGUAGUGACCCCUGUUCAUGGCAAGGACUUGGUUGCGGUCCUCUCGGAAGCGUCAUCGGCUUGAACCUCUCGAGCUCCGCCCUCCGCGGUAUGCUUCAUGAUCUCGAUUUAUCCUCAUUGCCCAACUUGGUCAUGCUUAAACUUGCAAACAACUCGCUCUUGGGGGACAUCCCCUCGAGCAUUGGCAAUCUUUCCAAGCUCGCUUACCUAGACUUGUCUCAAAACCUCCUUUCUGGAGACAUUCCGACCCAACUCGGAUCGUUGCGGUCUCUAAAAGUUCUGGACUUAUCAUCGAACAAUAUCACGGGUUCGGUCCCCAGCUCUAUAGGAAGUUUGAGUAACUUGACCGGCUUAUACCUUCAAAACAAUAACAUCUCCAAGUUCAUCCCUCGAGAAGUAGGAAUGCUCAAAUCUCUCAAUGAUCUGUUUCUAUAUAGUAACCACAUCGGUGGCCGCAUUCCAUCAUCCAUUGGAAACAUGAGCAGUUUGAUGAGGUUAUGGCUUUUCAAUAAUGAUUUUAUCGGGUCCAUUCCAAUAGAAAUAGGAAUGUUGGUGUCUCUUAGUGAGCUCGACUUAUCAGCCAAUUACCUCAAUGGAUCUAUCCCUCCAACUCUAGGAAAUUUGAGCAAUUUAGCCUUUCUUUACUUCUAUGAAAACCAACUCUCUGGCCCCAUACCUAAAGAAGUUGGAGGAAUGAAAUCUCUCGUACAUCUUCAGUUGUUAGACAAUGAUCUAACAUGUUCAAUCCCAUCUUCAAUAGGGAACUUGAGCAACUUAAACAUUCUUUAUCUUUUCCAGAAUAAACUUUCCGGUCCUAUUCCUCCCGAAAUCGGAAACCUUAGAUCUCUCUCUGAACUCUCUAUCUAUGCUAAUAAUCUCACGGGAUCUAUCCCGGAAACGAUCGGGAAGUUGGGCAACUUGACCCUCUUGUUCCUCUUUGGAAACAGUAUCUACGGCCCUAUACCUCCUACUAUCGGAAACUUAAGCAAGCUCAAUGAAUUGCACCUGUACCAAAAUAAGUUGUCCCGCUCUAUUCCGAAAGAGAUAGGAAGGCUACGUCUCCUCGUUAAACCGGCUCUAUAUCGGAAUAGCCUUGAAGGCUCUCUUCCCAUUGAGUUCAACAAUCUCACAUCCCUCACAAGCCUACAACUAUCUGAUAACCAGUUUGUCGGCCAAUCGCCCCGGAUAUAUGCCGUGGUCAAGUUCUUGAGAACUUCACUUGCUCAAAAUAAUCACUUCACGGGACCGAUAGCACGAAGCCCUGAAAAAUUGUACGAGCUUGUAUAG
Molecule: messenger RNA, 1512 nt
Organism: Rhodamnia argentea
Lineage: Eukaryota; Viridiplantae; Streptophyta; Magnoliopsida; Myrtales; Myrtaceae
Product: probable leucine-rich repeat receptor-like protein kinase At1g35710
Exons: 1
Coding region: 1-1512 (503 amino acids)
Molecular function (GO): protein binding
Source: RefSeq, a predicted model, not a curated record